CCAAUGUCAUGGCGUCGUUAAAAGAGAUCUGCUCUGGUUUACCGUUUAGACCAUUACCACCAAAACAAGCUACAGAUCACAGUGUACCUCAUGCGCCAAAACGCAACGCAAACUUGUCAAAGAAUGACGAAAUUUUGGCUUUAAAGAAUGCACUGAGAUAUUUCCCUAAAGAAACACACACAGAGCUUGCACCUGAAUUUGCAGAGGAAUUAAGAAAACAUGGACAUAUCUAUAUGUACCGCUUUCGACCUACUUUGGAAAUGAAAGCAUAUAAUAUUGAUGAAUAUCCAUGCAAGGUUAAACAUGCUGCAGCUAUAAUGUUGAUGAUAAUGAAUAACCUUGAUCCCAAAGUUGCCCAGUUUCCACAUGAGUUGGUAACCUAUGGGGGAAAUGGUCAGGUUUUUUCUAAUUGGGCACAGUUUCGUCUGGUAAUGCAUUACCUCUCCAUCAUGACAGAAGAACAAACAUUGGUGAUGUACUCUGGACAUCCAUUAGGACUGUUUCCCAGUUCUCCAUCAAGUCCUCGGGCUGUUGUUACAAAUGGAAUGAUGAUACCAAACUAUUCAAGCAAAGAGAACUAUGACAAACUGUUUGCUCUCGGUGUCACAAUGUUUGGUCAGAUGACAGCUGGUAGUUAUUGUUACAUUGGUCCCCAGGGUAUAGUACACGGUACAACACUUACUGUACUCAAUGCCGCACGACGUCAUCUCAACACGUCAGAGCUUGCUGGUCGUGUUUUCGUCACUUCCGGUCUUGGAGGUAUGAGUGGUGCCCAGGCCAAGGCUGCGACCAUCUGUGGCUGUGUCGGGGUGAUCGCUGAGGUCAAUGGAGCAGCACUAAUGAAACGUCAUAAACAGGGCUGGCUUAUGGAAGUUUCAGAAAACCUGGAUCAAUGCAUUCAAAGAAUAAAGAACGCAAGAGAAGAAAAGAAACCAUUAAGCCUCGGUUUUCAUGGAAAUAUUGUAGAUCUUUGGGAAAGACUUGCAGAAGAGGAUGUGAUGUUGGUAGAUAUGGGUUCAGAUCAAACCUCACUCCAUAAUCCUUAUAAUGGCGGGUACUAUCCUGUCGGGCUAAGUUUUGAAGAGGCCAAUCAGUUAAUGAUUGAUGAUCCACUGAAAUUCAAGGAUGCCGUGCAAGCAAGUCUAAAACGACAAGUGUCUGCAAUUAAUAAGUUAUCCGAAAAAGGGAUGUAUUUUUUUGAUUAUGGAAAUGCAUUUCUACUCGAAGCAAGCAGAGCUGGUGCUGACGUUGGUUUGAAAGAAGAUGGAACUUUCCGUUAUCCUUCCUAUGUCCAGGAUAUUAUGGGCAAUAUAUUCUCACUUGGGUUUGGCCCGUUCCGGUGGGUUUGUACAUCAGGAUAUCCUGAGGACUUGGAGGAGUCAGACAAGAUUGCGACAGAUGUUUUGGAGAAGAUCAUAAAACAAGAUGUUCCAAAAGAAGUAAAACCUCAGUAUGAAGACAAUAUAAAGUGGAUUAAAAAAGCGCAAGAGAAUAAACUGGUUGUUGGCUCACAAGCUCGUAUUUUGUAUUCGGACCAAAAUGGAAGAGUGUCUAUCGCCAUGGCGUUUAAUGAAGCUAUUGCAAGCAAGAGAAUUAAGGGUCCUAUUGUUGUAAGUCGGGACCAUCACGAUGUCAGCGGAACAGAUAGUCCCUACCGAGAAACAUCGAAUAUUUUUGACGGAUCUAAUCUUUGCGCAGAUAUGGCCGUUCAAAAUGUCAUUGGAGAUUCAUUUCGUGGUGCCACGUGGGUUAGCUUGCACAACGGUGGAGGGGUUGGAUGGGGCGAAGUGACGAAUGGCGGAUUCGGGCUGGUUCUGGAUGGCUCUGAGGAUGCAGGAAUACGUGCCAAGAAUAUAUGUUAUCGGGAUAAAAUGGAGUGA
This is a messenger RNA of Dendronephthya gigantea, 1880 nucleotides long. RefSeq names its product urocanate hydratase-like. Gene Ontology annotation, biological process: L-histidine catabolic process. Gene Ontology annotation, molecular function: urocanate hydratase activity. The transcript has 21 exons. The record is from RefSeq and is a predicted model, not a curated record. NCBI's taxonomy places the organism in Eukaryota, Metazoa, Cnidaria, Anthozoa, Malacalcyonacea, Nephtheidae. Bases 9 to 1880 code for a protein of 623 amino acids.